GUUGUUCCCGUCCAGGUGCAAGAGGAACAAUUGAGAAUUGCACCGCUACGCAAAGCACGACACAUCCAGCCCAUUCCAUCGCACAACCAUGAGUGGCUUCCGUGUUCUCGACCUUGUCAAGCCCUUCCAGCCCUACCUCCCAGAGGUCCUUGCUCCUGAGAGAAAGGUCCCCUUCAACCAGAAGAUGAUGUGGACCGGUGUGACGUUGCUGAUCUUCCUUGUGAUGAGCGAGAUCCCGCUCUACGGAAUCACCUCCAGCGAGUCCAGUGACCCGUUGUUCUGGUUGAGAAUGAUGUUGGCCUCCAACAGAGGUACGUUAAUGGAGUUGGGUGUCUCGCCCAUCGUCACCUCGGGCAUGAUCUUCCAGUUGCUCCAGGGCACGCAGAUCUUGUCGAUGGACCCAGAGAGCAAGGACGACAGAGAGCUGCUGCAGGUGGCGCAGAAGCUUCUUGCCAUCCUCUUGUCCUUCGGCCAGGCCACCGUCUACGUCUUGACAGGCAUGUACGGCAGACCGUCCGACCUCGGCUCGGGUGUGUGUCUCUUGUUGAUUCUCCAGUUGGUGUUUGCUGCCUUGAUGGUCAUUCUCUUGGACGAGUUGCUUCAGAAGGGCUACGGGCUUGGCUCCGGUACCUCCUUGUUCAUGUCCACCAAGAUCUGCGAGUCCAUUGUUUGGAAGUGCUUUGCUCCAACGUUGGUCAACAGAGGUAGGGGCUCCGAGUUCGAGGGCGCCAUCUUGGCCUUCAUCCACAUGCUCUUCACCAGAUCUAGCACCAGAGCCGCUCUUGUCGACUCAUUCUACAGAGACAACGCUCCAAACAUGUCCCAGGUCUUCUCCACCCUCAUUGUCUUCUCCCUUGUCGUCUACCUCCAGUGCCUCAGAGUCGACCUACCAAUCAAGUCCACCAGACAGAGAGGUCCUUUCAACGUCUACCCAAUCAGAUUGUUCUACACUUCAAACAUGCCAAUCAUGCUUCAAAGUGCUCUCACCUCUAACAUCUUCAUCAUCUCCCAAAUGCUCUACUCAAGAUUCCCAAACAACUUGGCCAUCAAGUUUAUCGGUACCUGGGAGGCUAAGCAGGGCGGAGGCCAACAGUUGUUUGCCAUCUCCGGCGUCUCCUACUACAUGCAGCCUCCUUUGAACUUGCAAGAAGCUCUUUUGGACCCUAUCAAGACUGUCAUCUACGUCCUCUUUGUCUUGGGCACCUGUGCUUUCUUCUCUAAAACUUGGAUUGAGGUAUCUGGAACUGCUCCAAGAGAUGUUGCCAAACAAUUCAAGGACCAAGGUUUAGUCAUUGCUGGUCACAGAGAAACCUCAGUGUACAAAGAAUUGAAGAAAAUCAUUCCAACCGCUGCUGCCUUCGGUGGUGCCACCAUUGGUGCCUUAUCCGUCGUAAGCGACAUGUUUGGCUGCUUGGGCUCAGGAACUUCCAUCUUGAUGGCUGCUACUACCAUUUACAGUUACUACGAAAUGGCAGCUAAGGAAGGUGGUUUGGUGAAAAGUCUCGGAGCUAACUUUUCGGAAUAAAUGUCUGAAUCUGCUCCCACUACGAUUCACGCCAUAUAUUUGCCAAUAUCCUGCUCGAAAACAGGGUCUAUUUAAUUUUACAAAAAUAAAGGCGGCGUCCCUGUAAAAGCAAAAGGAAGACUUUUAUUUAUAACUAUCUAUAUAAAGAAAGAUAAACUCAAACAUAAUCCCCCAGGCUAGCUCUGGUUCUAUGCGCA
Molecule: messenger RNA, 1722 nt
Organism: Pichia membranifaciens NRRL Y-2026
Lineage: Eukaryota; Fungi; Ascomycota; Pichiomycetes; Pichiales; Pichiaceae
Exons: 1
Coding region: 89-1525 (478 amino acids)
Biological process (GO): post-translational protein targeting to membrane, translocation; SRP-dependent cotranslational protein targeting to membrane, translocation
Cellular component (GO): membrane; Sec61 translocon complex
Molecular function (GO): transmembrane protein transporter activity; ribosome binding; signal sequence receptor activity
Source: RefSeq, a predicted model, not a curated record